This is a messenger RNA of Pantherophis guttatus, 3101 nucleotides long. The record is from RefSeq and is a predicted model, not a curated record. NCBI's taxonomy places the organism in Eukaryota, Metazoa, Chordata, Lepidosauria, Squamata, Colubridae.
UCCAAGAUGGAGGCCGGCGAUUGGCUGUUUUUGGGGACGGCGCUGCUUCUGCUGCUGUUGGUGGUAGGGGCCUGGUGGUCGUUCCGGCUCCCGAAGAGGCCUAGCGGCGUCGCGGGACGCGUGGCCGUGCUGGUGGUGGGCGACCUGGGCCGUAGCCCCCGCAUGCAGUACCACGCCUUGUCGCUGGCCCGGCGAGGCCGCCGCGUCGCUUUCAUCGGUUACGCGGGCACAAAACCUCACAGUGAGAUCAUAAGCAAUGGAAACAUUGAGAUUGUUCCCCUUACGGAGCUCAAAAUCUGGCAAGUUGGGCCCAGGUUUUUGCAGUAUAUCAUCAAAGUGAUUGUGCAGAGUUUCCAGUUGUUGUACACACUACUAAGGAUUGCUCCACCGGACUAUGUGCUUCUCCAGAAUCCGCCCGGUUUGCCCAGCAUUGCCGUCAGCUGGAUAUUUUGCCUACUGCGAAACAGCAAGCUAAUAAUUGAUUGGCACAAUUAUGGGUAUACUCUAAUGGGCCUGACUCACGGGAAAAGGCACCCCAUAGUCCGGAUUGCUAAAUGGUAUGAAGAAUUAUUUGGCUCCUUGUCCAGCUAUAAUAUUUGUGUGACCAAUGCAAUGAAAGAGGAUCUUCAAACAAACUGUAACAUCAGAGCAAUAACCCUCUACGACAAGCCGGCAUCUUUUUUUAAGGAAACACCCCUGAGCGAACAGCACAAAUUGUUCAUCAGACUUUCAAAAGACUACGCUCCUUUUAAAGCGGUAGAAUCCUUCACUCCAGAUCAUGUUGAAAGAUCUGCGUUUACCCAGUUUGAUGCCAUCAGUGGAAGAGUCACACACCGUCUGGGCCGACCGGCUCUCCUUAUUAGCAGCACCAGUUGGACAGAGGAUGAAGAUUUCUCCAUCCUGUUAGAUGCUUUAAAAGAAUACGAGCGCUGUGUCAGUGACGGAGCAAAACUUCCUUCUCUUGUGUGUGUGAUCACAGGCAAAGGGCCUCUGAAGGACCAUUACACCAAGCUGAUGGCUACUCUGCACUUCAAGCAUACCCAGAUUUGCACCCCCUGGCUGGAAGCAGAAGACUACGCCCUGUUGCUCGGCUCAGCCGAUUUAGGGGUUUGCCUUCAUAAAUCCUCCAGCGGUUUAGAUUUGCCGAUGAAAGUGGUGGAUAUGUUCGGCUGUUGCUUGCCCGUGUGCGCAGUACGCUUUCAAUGUUUGCACGAACUGGUGAAACACGAAGUGAACGGCUUGAUAUUUAAGGACUGGGAUGAACUUGCGGCACAGCUGAAGAUGCUUUUCGGUGAAUUUCCUGCUGAGGAAAGCCAACUUGCUUUAUUCCGAAGAAAUCUUCGCCAGGCCAAACAGCAGCGCUGGGAUGAAAGCUGGGAACAGACAGUACUUCCUCUGUUUAGCGACAGAUCCGAUUAGCUUAUGAUAAAUUAGAAGUUAGUUGAUAAAUUACAUCUUUUUUCCAAUUUUGUAUUAUCCUGCCAGUAUUUGAAAAUUCAAAAUUCAAAUUCAAUUCUGCUUUAAGUCAAAAUUUUAUGAUAAACUUUAUGUUGAAUUGAAUUUUUUUUAAAAAAUGACAUUUUAUUUUGAUAAAUAAAAAAAAAACCUCUCCUAUUUUUGUCCCUUACUUGAUUACAGAUUUUAAGUUGUUAUUUAUUAUUUUAUAUUUGAAUUUUUAAGUGCUUUUAUUUGUUCUGGUCUCUGUUCUAAGACUGUAAUAAUAAAUUGUUGUUGCUGUUGAUCAUAUUCUAGCUAGGCAAACUCAGGUGCCAGUUCAUGGAUGGGAAUUAGCCUUAUACAGGUAGUCACUUAACAAAUAUCUCAGUUGUGGUCCUAAGCCGAGGACUCCUGUACUUGAAUUGCAGUUGGCAUUGGAAUAAUGGUUUUGCCUGCUGGGAACUAGCUUGCUGCCUCAUCAUCAUAAUUCUUACGGAUGGGGACUUGAAGUUCUUCAGAUGUUGAGCCACAACUCAGUGUGUUACUUCUCUUUAGCUGUGCCAAGGUAGAUUAAAUGUAAAACAGGGAUGGGGAAAUCACUUUUCUUGAGAGUUUUAAGUGCCAUAGUGUUGUGGCCCGCCGGUUGCCAGCAGAGUCGGACAGUGAGAGGUUGGGGAGGAAUGUGGGCCAGUCCUGGGGGCUUUCCCGCUUAGAUGAGGGCUCCGCGUCUGUUGUGGCCCGUCAGAGGCCUGUGCGGAUUGUAGCUGAUUCUGACAACGAGAAGGCUGGUGUGGUGCUGUGCCAGCAGUCUAUGCAGCUGGCACUCGAGUCAGACAACGAGGAGGCCGGAGAAGAUGUGGUGCCAGAGGCAGGGAUUCAGCCAGGGCCUUCAGAGCCUCCAGAAGCUCCUUUAAGUGAAGAGGACGAAGAGGAGGAGCCUCUUCUUGAUGCACGGGUGCGCAAAGCUGCCAAAAGGCAGGAGUGGCUCCUCAGGAGGAGGUCUCCUCGAGAGUAAGGCUUGGGGCUAAUUGGCCACUCCCUUAGCCUAUUUAAGGACGAACACCGACUGAAGCAAUUUGUAGGGAACAACUUUAGUUCAUUCUCCUUCACGUCUGGAUUCUCUGCAAAUUGCUUCUGGGCUUUCUGCCAACCUUAGUAAGAUUGUGAUUACUUUAUCUUUGGUUUCUUGUAGGCUGUUAAGAAAGUUUAUUAACAGCCUUCGUUUGGAAAAGACUGAGUUAUUUUAGUAAAUUUAAGUUACACAGCAGCGAGGCAGAGGAACAGCUGGAGCCUGUUCCCAGUGUGCGCAUGCGCAGAGCUGCCAGAAGACAAGAACGAUUAAGAAAGCAGGAGUAAGGCCACACCUUGGAGAUAUUGGCCCCUCCCAUAGAACAUAAAAAAGGAGCAAAUGGGAUGUGGGCUUUUGCAGGAAGCAAUUAGUUCAUUUAGUCGAUUCAAGAUUGGAAAGUUCUGUUCGUGACUCUAAUAGACUCGGUGCCAAGUUUGGCCUUGCCCUGCAUUUGGAAAUUGAUUCUCUGGCAGCGUUCCAAGUGAGAUACGGUGGGUGUUGAUCAAUAUACCUCUGAAAGACUGUUUGCCAAAGCCUUGUUGAUUGUGAAUGACCGUAAUUCCCAGUCGUGUAAAUAAAAGAGGUUUGGCCGGAA